Molecule: messenger RNA, 1515 nt
Organism: Macrosiphum euphorbiae (potato aphid)
Lineage: Eukaryota; Metazoa; Arthropoda; Insecta; Hemiptera; Aphididae
Source: the annotation of a GenBank genome assembly
AUGAGUUCCCUAUACUCGACGCCCAUCGGUUUGAUCUUUGUUUUUAACCUGAUUAUUGGGCCGGGUUCACUGACGUUACCAGCUGUUGUUCAAGAAACUGGAUGGCUUUUGAGUGGUAUAUUUAUUGCAACUAUGGCUUUUUUAAGUUACAUUACAUUCACUUUCGUUAUAGAAGCAAUCACGAUUACAAAUUCUAUAACGCAACUUCGUAAAUUACAAAUGAUGAAAAGUGUUACCAGGGUAUUGAAAUCGUGUAAGGACAUGAUGCCACAAGUUUCAUCAGUUAACUAUGACAGACUUUCAAAUGCUAGUACGGAUAGUUAUAACAGUGACAAUGAAGCUCCUAUUUUUGACAAUCCAGUGUUACCCACAUCUAGUUCUUUAUUGGACUUUCCUCCUGAAUCUGUUGAAUUGCUUUCACUUGAUAAUAGGAUAGAAAUGGGUGAAAUGGUAGCAGUACUACUGCCUCCAUUUGCUAAAGUGAUGUUUUUUUUUUCCAUCAGUGGCUAUUUAUUUGGUGAUUUAUCUAUUUACUAUAAAGCAAUUGGACAAUCACUUGUAGACUUCACAUGUGAUCACAAAUCAAAUAAUAGAUCUGCUAAUAAGUCAGAUUUGUGUUGGGAAAAUUCAUCUUAUACUAAACAUGAAAUUUAUUUAAGCUAUUUGAUGCUGUAUAUCUUAAUAAUAGGACCAUUCACAUUUUUUAGUGCCCAAAACACUAAAUACUUACAAGUUGUAGGUUUUUUCAUGCGCAUCAUUGCUAUUAUUGCAAUGGUUGUUCUAGCAACAAUACGACUGAUUUCUCCGACCCAAAAGCAUGGAUAUACACCAGCAUCAAACUUUAUGGCUAUGCCACAACUAAUAGGCGCUUCAAUUUAUGCGUUUAUGUGUCAUCAUUCUAUCCCAUCUGUGAUUUCACCAAUCAAAAACAAAAACAAAAUACUGCUAAAAGUGGCAGCUAACUUCUUGUUAGUAUACACAUUGUACAUGUGCUUGUGUAUGACGGGUGUUUUUGCAUUUCCAAAAGUUAAUGAAUUGUAUACCAUAAAUUUCACACCAUCACAAGAUACUGGAUUAUUAUUUUAUAAACUGAUUGAUUCAAUAUUGGUUCUUUUUCCUGUACUUACAAUCAGUAUUAGUUUUCCAGUUAUUGCAAUUACAUUAAGAAAUAAUAUCCAAGUGAUGUUUCUUCCAAGCGAUGCUCAUUGGAUCUGGAAGCGAAUAGUUAUACCGCUAUUCUCCUUAAUUACACCUGUGCUACUAGCGGCUUUUGUGACACGUCUUGAAGUUUUAGUUUCGAUUGUCGCGGUGUACGCUGGUACUGGUAUUCAGUAUGCAACCCCUGCAUUAUUGGUCAUGGCUGCACGUGCUGAAAUUCCACAACAAGUGGCUGCAAUUAAAAAUGAUUAUUGCUCACCUUUCAAGUCUAAAUAUUGGCCAUUGUGCAUUUUGAUAUGGACGGUAAUAUGUGUGAUAGUAUUGACAAUUUCUUUGAUAAGCAAAGAAUUCCAAUGA